This is a messenger RNA of Exophiala xenobiotica, 2058 nucleotides long. RefSeq lists its product as uncharacterized. Gene Ontology annotation, molecular function: transmembrane transporter activity. Lineage: Eukaryota; Fungi; Ascomycota; Eurotiomycetes; Chaetothyriales; Herpotrichiellaceae. The record is from RefSeq and is a predicted model, not a curated record. Gene Ontology annotation, biological process: transmembrane transport. The transcript is spliced from 2 exons. The coding region runs from base 142 to 2004 and encodes 620 amino acids.
CUUUGAUUGAUUUCCUGUCGAUAUCUUCUGGAACUGAAUAACUACGCAUCGGACAUUAUCCCCAUCGCGAAGCGACCUGAUUCGCCACAUCCUUGGGAUCUGGGGGAUUUCCAUUGUACUUAGCCAACCAUCAGCAUUGAGAUGAGAUUUCCCUGGUCCAAGACGAAGGAGGCAGAGAGUUCCGUCAUGUCAUCCGACUCAAGCGUUCAAGAACGGAAUGCGCCGGUUCGGACAGACGGUCCAGCAUCAACGGAGCUGAUCAGUCAUGAGAAGCGGGCAGUAAACUCAGACACCAUCACAGCGAAUCCAGCAAUACAAUCAGAACCAGCAGCGGCCGCCGACCCGGAAAACAUCGCUCAAUCAGAAAAACAUGAAGAGCUAAACCGCACCGUCACAACGGCCACGACCUCGUCCGAUCCAGGUGGUGGGCCAGGCGAAGACGAUGAAUCGAAAUACGCCACCGGCCUCCCGCUCCAUCUCUUGACACUCGGCCUGGUUCUCUCCACAUUCGUCGUCGCGCUCGACAACACCAUCAUCGCCACAGCCAUCCCAAAGAUCACCACCGUCUUCAACUCGCUGGAUGAUGUCGGCUGGUACGGCUCGUCAUACCUGCUGACGACCACUUCCCUUCAACCAUCCUUUGGCAAGGUGUAUACCUACUUCAACGUGAAAUGGACGUAUAUGCUGGCAUUGCUCAUUUUCGAGUUCGGCUCCGUGCUAUGCGGUGCUGCCGUCAAUUCGACGAUGCUGAUCGUCGGCCGGGCUGUCGCAGGAUGUGGAGCUGCAGCCCUGUUUUCGGGCGGAAUGACCAUUAUAGGCUACUCGGUCCCUCUGCGAAAGAGGCCUAUUUACAUAGGCUUGCUGAGUUCGUUGUUCGGCGUUGCCUCUGUCGUAGGGCCCCUUUUAGGAGGUGCAUUUACCGACCGAGUUUCCUGGCGCUGGUGCUUUUAUAUCAAUCUCCCCAUCGGCGCCGUCGCGAUUGCCGCCGUCUUCUGCUUCUUCAAGAACCCCGAACGCAAACAUAGCAGUCUGACGCUGAGGGAGAAGAUUGCGCAAAUCGACCUUCUUGGAGCUUUCUUCUUGAUCUGCGCCAUUGUUUGUCUUCUCCUAGCUCUUCAGUGGGGCGGCACAACCUACCCGUGGUCGAAUUCCAAAGUAUGGGGCUGCCUUCUCGGCUUCGGCCUCCUGAUGACCGUCUUUACCGGCAUUCAACUCUGGAAAGGCGACCUCGCAACAUUACCACCGCGAGUCAUGCUCAAACAGCGUACAGUUUUCAUCUGUGCCUUCUUCAGCGCUUUCCUCGCCAUGGGCUUGUAUACCCACAUCUACUACCUCCCCUUCUACUUCCAAGCCGUCAAAGGGACAUCGGCUGAAGGAUCCGGCAUCCCGGCUGAAGGAUCCGGCAUCCGCACUAUCCCUUAUCUAGUCAGCCUCACCAUCUCAUCGGUUAUAGUCGGCGGCAGCGUCACGGCUCUUGGACCAUACGUGCCAUUCACCUGGUUCGGCUCAGCUGUGUUCGCCGUUGGAUCCGGUCUCCUGCAUACUCUAAAAGUCCACUCGUCCACUGGAACCUGGAUCGGCUAUCAAAUUGUGGCCGGGGCAGGAGCCGGUGCAUGUGUUCAGAUUCCCUUCAUUGCUGUUCAGGUCGUCCUGAAAAAGAAAGACAUGCCUGUGGGCAAUGCUGUCGCCAUAUUCUUCAACUCCCUCGGUGGUGCGAUUUCCAUCUCGAUUGCGCAGAACAUCUUCUCCAACGGUCUGGUGAAGGAAAUCCCAAAAUAUACCAAGGGUGUUGACCCUUACAAAAUCAUUGCAGCCGGUGCCACCCAUAUCCGCGAAGUCACGCCUCCGUCACAGCUCGCUGGAGUGCUCCAUGCAUACAAUAUCGCCGUCACGAAUUCAUAUAUCCUCGCCAUAGCAUGCGCCUGCAUUGCGUUCCUGCUCUCGUUCGGUUUCGAGUGGAAGAGUGUGAAGGGGAAGAAACUGGAGAUUGGUGGUGCAGCAUAGCGACCCUGUCGAGAUAUCAAGGACACCAAUAGAGGUUCGUCUCGUGCAGGUUCC